Phaedon cochleariae (mustard beetle) is the source of this 1467-nucleotide messenger RNA. The record is from the annotation of a GenBank genome assembly. Lineage: Eukaryota; Metazoa; Arthropoda; Insecta; Coleoptera; Chrysomelidae.
AUGGCAAUGAAUAAGUACAUGCAUCCCAGAAAUAUAUACAAAUCACCUCCUAACUUCAAGCAACUAGCCCUGGAUUAUCCAGAGUUUCGGGAGUUCCUGAAACAAGACAUCACCGGUAAAGUGAACAUCGAUUUUCAAAACGUGAAGUCACUGAGAGCCUUGUCUUGUACUUUGUUGAAAAAUGAUUUCGGUUUAGAAGUUGAAAUGCCACUGAACAAGCUGAUCCCUACAAUUCCUCUUCGUCUCAACUACAUUCUAUGGUUAGAAGAUCUUAUGAGUUUAACUGGAAAGAAGGAAGGUGUUAAGGGUAUUGAUAUUGGAACAGGUGCUUCUUGUGUCUACCCACUUCUUGCUGCCAAGAAGAACAAAUGGUCCAUGGUAGCUACUGAAGUAGACAAGGAAAGUAUUUCAUAUGCCAGAAAAAACAUUGAAAGAAAUAAUAUGCAAGAUUUGAUUGAGGUAACUGAAGUAGACAAAAACACCUUCUUGAAAAUAAUUGCAGAAAAUGGGGAUUAUGACUUUUGUAUGUGCAACCCCCCAUUUUUUGCUAGUACCCAAGAAUUAGGCUCUGGUAUGAACACAAGAAAUUUGUCCAGACCUAGGCCAAAGAAUUCUUUCUGUGCCUCUGUCAAUGAAGUUGUAGUGAAAGGAGGAGAAGUGGAUUUUAUUAGUUGCCUUAUAAAUGAAAGUAAAGAAGUAGGGGAAGCUGUGAAAAUUUAUUCAACUAUGGUUGGUCAUAAAAAGUAUCUACCCCAGUUGAAGAAAUUGCUUCGCGAAGUACAGGUGACUAGUUUCAAAGAAACAGAGUUUUGUCAAGGCAAUACUACACGUUGGGGUUUGGCUUGGACAUUUUGUCAAUCUCUGGACCUUAAAAAAUGCCCUGAUCCAAUGAAACUAGUUGAAAGGAAAUUGAAAUCUAAAGAUCCUUUGUGCUUUAAACUUCCCGUGGUGGAAAUCAAUGAUCUGCAUUUUUGCUCAGCUACUGAUAGAUUACUAGAUAUUUUCUCAAGCUUACAAAUGUCUGUAGAAGAAGUUACCAGGAAGAAUAACAUUAGACGUUUUUUUGUAUCUGCUUUCUCUAAUAACUGGUCAAACCAAAGAAAAAAGCGUAGAGAAAAAAACAGAAAGAUGAAUGAUAGCUUAGAUUCUGUUGGAGAAUAUAGUGGAAGCCCAUCUUCUGAGGAACAUAAAUUGCAGAGUCCAAGACGAGAAGAUGACAAUAACAGUAUUGAUUAUGAUGCAAAAUCACCAGGAAAGAGGACUAAUCAUGAUCAUUUUGAAGGAGCUUUUAUAAAGAAGCUCAAAAUCAUUGAUAAUGAACCAACAAUAUUUUUCAAAUUUGUUGCAACAAUAAAAUAUGAUGAUUACAUCACAUUAGAGUUGGACAGUUUUGAUAAUACUUAUAAUAGGGAUUAUUUACAUCAGAUAUUACAAUAUAUUAAGAAUAACUUCCAAUCUAGUGAUUGA